Messenger RNA from Penaeus vannamei (Pacific white shrimp), 1569 nucleotides. Lineage: Eukaryota; Metazoa; Arthropoda; Malacostraca; Decapoda; Penaeidae. The record is from RefSeq and is a predicted model, not a curated record.
CUCCGCGCGCGGCCGCCGACCCAGCGUCCUGCAUGCCUGAGGCGCCCGCCGCUCGCUCUGCUCGCCAUGGCGUGGACCGGUUCGCGCAACGCCUCCGCCGCGCCCGCGUGGGAUCCCCAGACCUUCACCGCUGACGCCAACGCUUCGCAGGCCUUCACGAGCGCCUUCGAGGAGUACAGCAUGAUCGGCGACGUCGGGCCGAGCGCGGGCUCCGACUUCUACGACGUCGGGUCGUCCGCGGCGGGCGUGGGCAACGCUAGCGAGGGCGGCGUGGGCGCGUCCCGAGACGAGGCGCUGGUCGUGUGGGAGAUCAUCACGCUGGUCCUGAUCUUCACGCUGACCGUGUUCGGCAACGUGGUGGUGCUGUUCAUGCUGCUGGUGCGGCGCAAGAAGCUCACGCGCAUGUGCUACUUCAUCCUGAGCCUGUGCAUGUCCGACCUCAUCACGGCGUUCCUGAACGUGCUGCCGCAACUCAUCUGGGAGGUCACCUACAGGUUCCACGGCGGGGGCUUCCUGUGCAAGGCGGUCAAAUUCGGCCAGCUGCUCGGGCCAUACCUGAACUCGUACCUGCUGGUGAUGACGGCGCUCGACCGCUACCAGGUCAUCUGCUACCCGCUGUCCAACUGCUCGUGGACGCCACGCAGCUCCAAGAACAUGAUCUUCGUGGCGUGGGUGCUGGCGCUCGGCUCCUGCACGCCGCAGGUCUUCAUCUUCAGCUACCAGGAGGUGGCCGCCGGGACGUGGGACUGCUGGGCUUCCUUCAUACCGCCUUGGGGCACCAAGGCCUACGUCACGUGGUACGCGCUCUCCGUCUUCAUAGUGCCUCUCUUCAUCCUCAUCUUCGUGUACUCCUGCAUCUGCCGGACGCUGUGGGUCAACUCCAAGCUCAAGCAGAUGGACGACCACACGCGGCGGAGGCGCAACACGCGGCGGCCCGCGCCUCCUCGUCCCUGCGGCAGCAUCAGCCGCGCCAAGAUCAAGACCGUCAAGCUGACAGUCACCGUCAUCCUCUGCUACGUCAGCUGCUCGGCGCCCUUCAUCUCCGUCCAGCUGUGGCAUGUGUGGGACCCCAACGCGCCCUCGUCGCCCUUCUACAACGGCGCGGCGUUCACCAUCCUCACCCUGCUGGCGUCGCUCAACAGCGUGGUGAACCCGUGGAUCUUCCUGGGCUUCAACGAGAACCUGACGCAGCUCCUUCGGUCCCUGUGCGCGUGUCGCCUCCCUUCCCGGUGGGGCCGCUGGCGAUCCCCGACCUUCAGGAGCUCCGACAGCACCAAGAACUUCCGCCUCACUGUCUUCACCACCACCGAAGGGGACAACCUGACGCUGAGACGACCCUCGUUCAGCAACAGACUCACGACCACAUCCAACUGAGGGAGUCGUGGUCGUGGUCUGCGCUGUGCCGAGGUCAAGGGCGCAGGGAGGUUGAUUAUUGACCUUUUAAAAUGUUCUGUUGACUUGCUGCCCGAAUAACAUGCGAGAGUAAGUGGCAGAAGCGGUUUGCUCACGUUUACCUUUACCUGAAAAGCGCGGUUAGAGUAAAAGGAAUGAGUCAGCAUUAAAAUGAAA